This is a messenger RNA of Scheffersomyces amazonensis, 2139 nucleotides long. It is a transcript of the gene PMT6, whose product is annotated as dolichyl-phosphate-mannose-protein mannosyltransferase. Gene Ontology annotation, molecular function: dolichyl-phosphate-mannose-protein mannosyltransferase activity. Gene Ontology annotation, cellular component: endoplasmic reticulum; membrane. Gene Ontology annotation, biological process: protein O-linked glycosylation via mannose. The record is from RefSeq and is a predicted model, not a curated record. The transcript is spliced from 3 exons. Bases 1 to 2139 code for a protein of 712 amino acids. Lineage: Eukaryota; Fungi; Ascomycota; Pichiomycetes; Serinales; Debaryomycetaceae.
AUGACAAUACUAGACAAGAAGAUCAAAGUGUUCACGGCUGAGUCUACUAAAAAGUCCAAGUAUCAUCCUAAUACUGACAAACUCUCGGUAUCUCCAGAACCAUCUUCUAAUCAAUCAGCAUUCAGUAAUCAUCCUUAUUCCCAGUUAAAGCAUAGAACAAUCAAGAAUUCUAAAUCUUCAUCUCAUAUCUCCAUCAACGAUGAAUUAGAUGAACUAAUAUCAAAGACUUCCAAUCUCUCUAUAAGUAACCCAUCGAAAUGGUCUAAUAUUUCCUAUUGGUUAGUAAAUUACAUCAAUCCUUUAUUUUUAACCGCCUUAUCGGCUGCGGUUAGACUUUAUCAUAUUGAUUAUUCUAAUUCUGUGGUAUGGGAUGAAGCUCAUUUUGGAAAAUUCGGAGGUUACUAUUUAAAUCGAGAGUUUUAUUUUGAUGUUCAUCCUCCAUUAGGUAAAUUGUUAAUUGGAUUAUCAGAAUAUUUAGCUAAUUUUAAUGGUGAUUUUGAUUUUAAGAGUGGAGCUAAAUUUCCUGAAGAUUGUAAUUUCAUAUUUAUGAGAGCUUUCAAUUGUAUAUUUGGAAUCUUAUGUACUCCAGUAGCAUAUUACUUAAGUUUAAAUCUUGGAUUUAGUAAUCUAACUACUUGGUUCUUAUCUUUACUGGUUAUAUUUGAAAUGUUAUCUUUAACAUUAUCAAAAUUCAUAUUACUUGAUUCAAUGUUAUUAUUUUUUACUGUGACUUGUUAUUUUUGUCUUAUUAAAUUACAUAAAUUAAGAAUAUCUAAUAAUUUAUUAUCAUUAAAUGGUAUUAAAUGGCUAACUCUAACUGGUAUUUCAAUUGGUUGUGUUUGUUCUGUAAAAUGGGUUGGAUUAUUUAUAACUUUAUUAAUUGGUUAUUAUAUUAUUUAUGAUCUUUUACUAAAGACUUACCAAUUAAUUUCCACUGAUGAUCAAUCAUUAUCAAAUUAUUUAUUACAUUGGAUUUCAAGAAUUAUAACAUUAAUUCUAAUUCCAUUUUGUAUUUAUGCAUUAUGUUUUAAAAUUCAUUUCCUGGUAUUAACUCAUUCAGGUACAGGUGAUGGUUCAGUGUCAACCUUAUUACAAGCAUCACUUGAAGGACAUUCAAUUGAUUUUGGUCCAAGAUCAGUUGGUUAUGGAUCAUUAAUAACAAUGAGAUCUCAAGGUUUAUCACCUAACUUAAUUCAUUCUCAUGAACAUAAUUAUCCACAAGGUUCAAGACAACAACAAAUUACAACUUAUGGAUUUAAAGAUGAAAAUAAUGAUUUUUUAAUUGAAUUCCCCUUUGAUAGAGGCUUACUUGCAAGCUUGGAUUAUGAAGAUGACAGUAAUAGGAAUAACAAUACUAACAAUACUAACAAUACUAAUAUAACAAGAGAAAUUAUUAACCAUGAUGAAUUGUUUAGAACAUUAGUUAAAGAUGGAGAUGUGAUCAGAUUAGUUCAUAGAAUGACCGGAUGUUUAAUUCGAACACAUCCAAUUUCAGCUCCAAUUGCAACUAAUCAUUUUGAAGUUUCUUGUUUUGGAGAUAUUGAAAAUUCAAAUGAAUAUAAGGAUGAAUGGAUUAUUGAAGUUAAAUUUCAAGAUAAAUCUCCUUCACCUCAUUUUCAAUCAGAAGAUAUAAAUGAAAUUCAUCCUAUAUCAACUAACUUCAGAUUGAAAAAUAAACAAUUGGGUUGUUAUUUAGCAACAACAGGUUAUUCUUAUCCAGGUUGGGGAUUCCAACAAGGUGAAGUUGUUUGUAAACAUUCAAUUAUUGCUCAUGAUAAAAGUACUUGGUGGAAUAUUGAAGAUCAUAUAAAUAAAGAAUUAGAAUCUCCUAAAGAAACUUACAUACCACCGCCACCAAAGUUUUGGAAAGAAUUUUUAUUACUAAAUUAUGGUAUGAUGGCAUCAAAUAAUGCAUUGAUUCCUGAUCCUGAUAAAUUUGAUAAAUUAAGUUCUGAAUGGUGGGAAUGGCCAAUAUUACAUACUGGUUUAAGAAUGUGUGGUUGGACAACUGAUGAAAUUAAAUUCUUUUUAAUUGGGAAUCCGUUUUUUUUCUUAUUUACUCGACAAUCAGAGCCUUUAAAUAUCAAAGACAAUGGCUUUUAUUUGAUAUAUUUGAUUCAUCAUGGAAUGAAUUUCUAA